Molecule: messenger RNA, 3216 nt
Organism: Paramacrobiotus metropolitanus
Lineage: Eukaryota; Metazoa; Tardigrada; Eutardigrada; Parachela; Macrobiotidae
Exons: 2
Coding region: 1-3216 (1071 amino acids)
Biological process (GO): DNA integration
Molecular function (GO): nucleic acid binding; zinc ion binding
Source: RefSeq, a predicted model, not a curated record
AUGUCGGCGACCUUUCUGAACGGAAUCGCAAGCGACGCUACACGCCAACACCUGCAAUCCCAGACCUACACCACUCUGGAGAAGGCUCUGGAGAUCUGCGAGGAGUACAAACUCCGGAAGAGCAACAGGAAAGGCAGUACGGCGCCUGAUGUGGCUCGCGUGGACAACGCACGCCGUGGCGGUGGCGCGCGAGGCAGAAACCGCGGCGGCGACCGUGGCGGACAGCAGCGGCGCGGCGCAGGCCCGGACAGGCAGCCCGCAUCUGAUGGUGGUAGCGGAAGCGUAUGCGACGGAUGCGGCUCCAACCAGCAUGUCCGAGCGGAGUGCUGGGCAAAAGAGCUGGCCUGCAAAAAUUGCGGGAGAAAAAGCCAUAUCGCAAAGGUGUGUAGAAGCGCGAAGCAACCGCAGCGCGGACGGGGUGGACGCGCGACCUUUCUCGUGGAGGAGGAGCUGGAUGUGCUCUCGGUCGAAGCAGCAGCCGGGCGAUCCAUCCACGUGCCGAUCAAGCUGAACGGCGUCCCGGUGUCACCAGUUCUGGAUACUGGAUCCAGUCUGUCGCCCUACACGAGCCUCUUGCGAAGCUUCACAGGCCAUGCCAUGAAGGUAAUGGGCACCGUGACAGUGGAUGUCACGCACGGCCGGAACAAGAAAGCGCUACCAGUAAUCGUUGUGGCCAGCGGUGGCAACGUUCUUGGGAGGGACUGGAUCCGGGCUCUCGACCUCAGUCGGCUGAGCCUGCGAGACCUCCAGUCGGCGUCCGUAUCGACCGUCUCCGGAAUCACGGUGGAGGAGCUGCUGGCGAAGCACAGCACCGUGUUCCGCGAAGAGUUGGGCCAUUGCCGGCACUACAAAGCCCAUCUGCACCUGAAGCCCGGAGCCACGCCGGUGUUCCGAAAGGUGCGGCCAGUCCCGUUUGCGUUCCGGGAAGCCCUCGAGCGCGACCUGGACCGCCUCGUGGAGAAAGGGAUUCUGACUACGGUCGAGCGGGCGGACUGGGCAGCUCCGGUGGUAACCGCGCAGAAGCGGGCGGGGGACAUCCGCACCUGUGCCGACCUCAGCACGGGCCUGAAUGACGCCCUAGAUGUCCAGCAAUAUCCGCUGCCGACACCGGAGGAGCUUUUCGCCAAGCUCAAUGGCGGUCGGAAAUUCGCCACCCUUGACCUGGCGGAGGCAUACGCCCAGGUCGAGCUAGACGACGACAGUAAGAAACUGCUGGUGAUCAAUACCCACAAGGGGUUGUUCCGAUACAACCGCCUUCCCUUUGGCGUAGCGUGCGGCCCCAGCAUCUUUCAACGGAUAAUGGAAAGCGUCCUCCAAGGCCGCGAGGGUGUUGCCAUCUAUCUGGAUGACAUCAUCAUCACCGGGGCGACCGAAGAGGAGCACUUGAGGAACCUGGAGAAGGUCCUUCAGCGUCUAGAGGAGCACGGGUUCACGCUCAAACGGAGCAAGUGCCACUUUCUGCAGGACUCCGUGGAGUACCUUGGGUUCGUGGUGGACCACCAAGGUCGCCACAUCUCCCAGGACCGAGUGAAGGCUCUCCGAGAAAUGGCCCGUCCUACCAAUAUCAGUGAGCUCCGCGCGUUUCUGGGUUUGGUCAACCACUACGGGAAGUUCGUCCGCGGCCUUUCCGGGAAGUGUGCCCCGUUCCACGCCCUCCUGAAGACCGGAGUUCCCUGGUUUUGGUCCAAGGACUGCGAGUCCCAGUUCCUGUCCCUGAAGGACCAAAUUGUCCGCGCAACCUUCCUGGUUCACCAUGACCCGCGGAUGCCAUUGGUCCUGGCAGCGGACGCGUCCCAGUAUGGCGUAGGUGCCGUGAUUUGCCACCGUUUCCCGGACGGAACGGAACGCCCGAUUGCCCAUGCGUCCAAGACCCUGACAGCGGCCGAAAAGAACUACGGACAGAUAGAAAAGGAAGCCCUGGCACUCGUCUUCGGCUGCCGGAAGUUCCAUCAGUACAUCGCCGGACGCGAUUUCACCCUGUGUACUGAUCAUAAGCCGCUUCUCAGCGUCUUCGGCACCAAGAAGGGAGUUCCAGUGGUGACAGCACACCGCCUACAGCGAUGGGCGCUCAUGCUGAUGGGGUACUCUUUCAGCAUCGAGUACCGCAGGACGGAGGACUUCGGCCAGGCGGACGGCCUCAGCCGCCUCCCGCUGCAUUCGACAGAGCUGGACGGACUGUACGGACUGGGAAUGGACAGUGUGGUGAACGCUAUUCACCUGGAUAAUGUGUCCCGUUUCCCCGUUGCAGUGGAAGCGAUCGCGGUGGAGACCACCAGCGACCCGGAACUGUCCAAGGUGUACGAGUACGUUAUGACUGGCUGGCCUGCCUCAGUCGAAGAACACCUGCGUCCGUAUAAACGACUCGAACACGAGCUGAUUGUGAUAAACGACUGCAUCUGCUGGGGCUCCCGGACAGUCAUACCAGCGAAACACCGACAGGAGAUCCUCGACUACCUGCAUGCCGCCCACAUGGGCGCGGGGAAGAUGAAGGGUGAGGCCCGGGGAUACUGUUGGUGGCCACACAUGGAUGCUGACAUUGAACGCAUCUCCAAAGAGUGUCGCAUCUGUUCCGAGCGAGCAAAGGAAACCGCCAAGGUUCCACUGUCGCAAUGGGCAGUCCCCGAUGCGCCAUGGAAACGACUCCACAUAGACUUCGCCGGCCCAUUCCAUGGGACAAUGCUACUGCUCAUCGUGGAUGCCAUGUGGAAGUGGCCGGAGGUCGUGCAGAUGAAGCACGCCACUUCCGACGGUGUUCUGGAAGCGCUACGGAACCUGUUCAGCCGUUACGGUGCGUGUACCGAAAUGGUGACGGACAACGGCACCCAGUUCACGUCGCAGGAGUUUGCCGACUUCUGCGCGGAACACGGCAUCCGACACCUGCGAACACCACCCGGCCAUCCGCAAUCGAACGGCCAGGCUGAGCGUUACGUUCAAACGUUUAGGGACGGAAUUACGAAACUCAUGGCGGACCGGAAGUCGCUAUCGGCCGCGCUCCGCGAGUUCCUUUUCCGAUACCGGAGCGCCCCCCUUGCUACGACAGGGAAAUCUCCCGCAGAACUUUUCCUUGGCCGGAAACUGCGUUCUCAGCUGGACUUGCUGGUACCUGUCAAGCUGCCCACGACGGAAGCCAACCGGCGACGCUACCAGCAGAACUUUGACAAGCGAACGAAGGCGAAGCAUUUCCAAGUCGGCGACUACGUGAUGGUGCGCGAUUAG